AGCGCCUUGCCUUCAGGUCCCUAAUUCCCGGCCUCAGAUGACCAGGGUAAGCCUGGCGGGCCGCGGGGCCAGGAGCGUGCCGCCCCGCCCCCUGGACGCCAGCUGCAGCACGAGGUUGCCUUCCCACCGAGGGUCCAAACAUCCAUCCAGCGGCUGGCCACCAUGCCGCGCUCCUUUCUGGUCAAGAGCAAGAAGGCGCACAGCUACCACCAGCCGCGUUCCCCGGGGCCAGACUACUCCCUCCGUCUGGAGACCGUGCCCGCGCCCGGCAGAGCAGAUGACCCUGUGAGUGCAGGUGAGGCGAAGAUGGAGCCCCGACACCGUUUGUCCCCCGACCCUCAGCUAACCGAGACUCACGACAAAGCCUCCACGUCCCCUGGCAGCUGCGAAGACAGUGUUUGUGACCCGAGCUCCGAGUUCGAGGACUUCUGGAGGCCUCCUUCUCCCUCGGUUUCUCCAGGCUCUGAGAAGUCAUUAUGCCGGUCUCUGGACGAAGCUCAGCCCUACACCCUGCCUUUCAAGCCCUAUGCGUGGAGCGGCCUCGCGGGGUCCGACCUGCGGCACUUGGUGCAGAGUUACCGGCAGUGCAUCCACGCAGACAAGAGCGUGGGCGUAAAGGUGGAGUCAGAGCUGCUGUGUACCCGCCUGCUGCUGGGCGGUGGCUCCUACAAAUGCAUCAAAUGCAGCAAGGUGUUCUCCACACCGCACGGGCUGGAGGUGCAUGUGCGCCGGUCCCACAGCGGCACGAGACCAUUUGCAUGCGAGAUGUGCGGCAAGACCUUCGGGCACGCAGUGAGCCUGGAGCAGCACAAGGCCGUGCACUCGCAGGAACGAAGCUUUGACUGUAAGAUCUGUGGCAAGAGCUUCAAGAGGUCAUCCACACUGUCCACACACCUUCUCAUUCACUCGGACACCCGGCCCUACCCCUGCCAGUACUGUGGCAAGAGGUUCCACCAGAAGUCCGACAUGAAGAAACACACCUUCAUCCACACAGGUGAGAAGCCCCACAAAUGCCAGGUGUGUGGUAAAGCAUUCAGUCAGAGCUCCAACCUCAUCACUCACAGCAGGAAGCAUACGGGUUUCAAGCCCUUUGGCUGUGACCUGUGUGGGAAGGGCUUCCAGAGGAAGGUGGACCUCAGGAGGCACCGGGAGACGCAGCAUGGACUCAAAUGA
Cricetulus griseus (Chinese hamster) is the source of this 1173-nucleotide messenger RNA. The record is from RefSeq and is a predicted model, not a curated record. NCBI's taxonomy places the organism in Eukaryota, Metazoa, Chordata, Mammalia, Rodentia, Cricetidae.